Molecule: messenger RNA, 3210 nt
Organism: Fusarium redolens
Lineage: Eukaryota; Fungi; Ascomycota; Sordariomycetes; Hypocreales; Nectriaceae
Exons: 4
Coding region: 1-3210 (1069 amino acids)
Biological process (GO): positive regulation of TORC1 signaling
Cellular component (GO): cytoplasm
Molecular function (GO): protein binding
Source: RefSeq, a predicted model, not a curated record
AUGGAUCGCCCCGAACCAGGGCUCGUCAAAUGGUCGUCCAACCCGUCAUAUGAUAACUUCAUUCAUAUCAACCUUCAGCACCGCGUUGUCCAGGUUUACGAACCGACUGGUCACGCAAGAGCUGGCAAGUUCGACUAUCAGAAACUCACUCGUCACGAUGACUUUCCUCCUCUCACAACCUACGAUUGGUCGCCAACCAAUCCCGGUCUUCUCGCCGUUGGCACUGGAAGUGGAAUUGUGAACUUGCUUAGGAUUGACGAUGGAUCUAAUGCGUACGUGGAGCUGGGUCUCAAGAUGUCUCGUACUUGUCAAGCCGUUGCGUUCAAUACAACCGGGUUGUUAGCAGUUGGCCUGGACAGAGUGCGGAUGGAUCAAUGUCUUCACAUCUGGGAUGUCAGCCGAUUGUCUUCAAUAGACAAGAACACAAAAGGCUUUCCUUCGGAUGCAACUAAUAUUGCUGAACCUAAAACCCGCCUUGAACCUAGUGUCUCUGUGUCAAGCAUCAAAUUCUUUGAAGACAGCCCCCAAACUCUUGUUGUUGGUAUCAAAGCUCAGGGUCUUCGAAUACAUGACCUUCGAGAUCCUUCAAGCAUUGUUACGUUUCAAACAAAGUGCAACAACAAUCUUACAAUCGACUAUGCUGAUCAGAAUUAUUUUGCUUCGUCUGCCCUGGACCAUCCUGGAGUAAUGAUCUGGGACCGUCGAGCUACAUCUCGACCUGUGGCUUCUCAUGCAUACAUGCAAGCAAUUGAGGAGGAUGAACUCCCGUGGGGUGGAGCAUUGCGUCUUGACCGAGUCAUUGAGACUGAUUCUGACCCUUUCCUGGCUGAGGGAAAGUAUUCCCUUGUUCGAUCACUUCGAUAUUGUCGUGAUCAUCGUGGCUUGCUUGCUGUGCUAUCUCGUACAGGACAACUCAAGGUCUUGAACACCAACAAAGAGGCCCCAUCUUCUGGGUCGAGCAACCCGGAACUUCUCCAAGUUCAAAAGUCUUAUGAGAUGGACGUCUCAUAUGUCGAAACAUCAAGGAAGAAUGAUCGAAUUGUUGCCUUUGACUGGGUAACAUUGAGCUCACCUGUUCUUCGUCCACGACUCCUUGUUCUACGAGCCAAUGGAAACUUUGAAAUCCUCGAACAGCCAUCGCAAACAUCAGAUCAUGUUUACAAACUUGUACCAUGGACAGCACCGCAUCGCGGUCUCGAAGAGGGUGCCCCAUACCACAGUAUGAUGCAGUUUGAACCAUCACAAGCUCCCGAUAUGUUAGGGCCUCUUCUUAUCGAAGAAGCUUUGUCAGAAGUGCCAUUAUUCGGACCAGAGAGCGCAAGUGUCCGGGCAGAUACGGAGGCCUUACUGAAGGCAAAUAACAUGACUUCAGUGGUUAUAGAGGACAUUGGGGCAACCACAAGGCCACUGCCUGAGGCCUUUCACAAAGCUUCUACCGUCGCAGCUAAAAUAAGAGCCUUGCGUGCCUUCGUAAGAGAUGAGUUCCAAGCUCCAAAGGGUAUAAAGCCACGUGCUGGUGACACGAAGAUCGUCGAAAGCGAGACCAGUGAGAUGUCUCUAGCUUCCGAUAGCUUGGGCUCAUGCCGGGAAAUCCACGAUGCAUUGUUGGCUUCACUGGCUGAGACUGAAGGUCUCCCUCGAGAAGCACAGAACGUACUUGAUCACAAUAUGUUGUUACGUGCUAGAGAGAAAUACCUAUUCGACGCGGUAGCAAACAGAGACAUCGUGGCAGACGAUCCGUGGGUAAAAUAUAUAUGGGAUUGGGUCGCUACUGCUGAAGACAACGCUGAUGAUGGAGGGAUGAUACUCUCGAAUAUUGACCUCAGCUAUGUUGGAGUUCACUCAAUAUGGACCAAUAAUCUUGGUAAAUCACUAGAAGCGGAAACAGUCCAGACCCCAGCUGACGUUGUCAUAGGCUGUGAUCCUUCUGCUCGACUACCUCCUGGCAUAACGCCCCCCGAUCGCACAACAUGGGAACGUACCAUCGCAAGCUUCUGCAAAAAGAAUCAUCUUCCCAAGUUCAACGGAGCAGCUACCAAAUGGCCAGCCCACCGUCAGCUAUGCCUCGAAAUAUGCGGCUGGGGCGAUUCAGAAAAACAUGAUCCAAAAGGCCGCAAUCGAAAGGCAGAUCCUGAGUACCCCACCACCAUUCAUACCAUGGCUGCUGCUCGUGCUUUAUUCACAGGAGAUCACAAGGAAGCCAUCCAGAUCCUUAAGAAAGCCAGCACUGCGCAUCCUGAACUCUUAUUUGUGUCUUUGGCCCUACAGCUUAUGGGUAGCGGCGACAGCACGCCUGCCAAGAACAAGGAACAGCUUGAUUUCGAUGAAGAUGUUGCGUCCAAAACCGACCCUUACCUCCGAGCCAUAUCAUCACUAAUUGCGACAGGUGACUGGACAGCCAUAGCUAGCCAGCUAUCCCUUCCCCUUUCCGAUCGAGUUUACGUUGCAAUUCGCAACUUUGAUGAUGACCAGCUCACACAAUGGCUCAAUGAGCAAAUCGCCUUAGCGAUAGCAGACGGAGAUAUAGAAGGCAUCGUCCUUACAGGUAUCACAGAACCCAUGGUUGAUAUUUUUGCCCGCUACAUUCAAAAGUUUCAUGACGUUCAGACAGCGACCCUUGUGCUGUCUAUUUGUGCACCGAGAUAUAUAGACGAUAUUCGCUGUCGAGCCUGGCGCAACACUUACCGGGCCCAUCUUCAGCGCCAUAAACUCUUCUUCCAGCGCACAAAGUUUGACGUCGAGUCAACGAAGCGAUCAAAACGGGACGGCAUUCCCAAAUUGAAACCACCUUCUCGCCAGAUUGCCCUCCGCUGUGUUUUCUGCGAUGCUGAGACAUCACUCGCAAAUAACGCCAAUCAGCCACCGCAUCUUGGCGGUGCCUCUUCUGCGCAAGCAGCAUCAGCUCUCGAGUCUCGAAACCCGCUUCUCGCAACGAGCAUCAAUGCGGGUGUGAGCUGUCCCAACUGCGGUCGACACCUCCCGCGUUGUGUAGUCUGUCUCGAAAUUGUGGGCGUUCCUCGUUCCGACAAGCCAGAAGAAAAGAGCGAGUCUAAGAUGGCUGGCCAGUUUCCUACGUUUUGUCUCCGCUGCGAACAUGUUUUACAUCUGGACCACGCCCGCCAGUGGUUUGCUAGACACGUUGAGUGUCCAGUACCGGAAUGCCGAUGUCGAUGUAACUUCAGAGCGAACCCCGAGUUGAGCUAUCGUUAG